AUGGCUGGCACGGUUCUUGGUUACUACAGAGAAUACUUGUUCAUGAAUGGCUUGAGACUCCUUUAUUUCCAGCCAACCAUGUCCAAUAAAGAGCUGUUGGAGGAGGUGGAAUGUGGGUCAGCCAGUACUCAAGGACUGUGCUCUCGAUGUUAUAAAGAACACGUUCAGAAAUCCAAGGAAGCCAUGCAGACCUCCCCAUCAGGAAAACCUGGGUUGUCUUCUAAAGAUAAGCCAGACAGCUCUCUUAGAGUUACCCCUAAAGUGCCCUCAACAGCAUCUACCUCAAAGGGGGAUAACUGUCAUAAAAGCUCCUCUCCUGUAUGCGACUCAAGUUUUGAUGGAGCUGCCUGUAGUGCCAGCAGAUUACACAGUGUGCUCUCUCCUGUUUUAUCACAGAACUCCAAUAAACUAAGUAAUAAUUCAAAAACAGAUAUAAACAAAGACAGUGCUAAUUCCGAGAGAGUGAAUGUGGACUUGGGUUUGUCAGCCAGUGAGGUUACCUCGGACACGGCAAGUACUUCAUCUGUAGUAAGUUGCCUCCCUGUAAAUACACAGAACACUCCCUCAAGUUCAACAGAUACGCCUUCAUCCAUGGACACAGAGCAGCGUGGAACCAAGCGGCCAAUGGCUGACAUCCAAGAGGCACCAGACAUGCCAGAGAAAUCACCUCAGAAAAGUCGUAAACGGUGUAACGAGUGUAACUGUAAACUUGAGCUGGCUCAGAGAACCAUUGGCCAGUGCAGAUGUGGCUGUAUAUUUUGUCCCCUUCACCGGCUUCCUGAGCUGCAUAAUUGUGACUUUGACCAUAAAGAGGACGGGCGACGGGAAGCGCGGGAGAAAAUGCUGAAACCCACGCGUCACAUGGGCAGGUCUUGUAAGAGGAUUGAUUCAGACUCUUAACAUACAGCUGGGUGCACUGUGUUGUAUACAACAGUCUGAAGACUGAGUGAGGGAAAUGACUACUGAACACCUGAAGGUGUCAGCACCUUGUAUCAGGAGGUGGGCAACAUUUCAGUGAGCCACACGGAUACGCUGUGUCUACAUACAUACAUUAAUGGGUGUAUGAUAUCACCCAUUUACAUGUAAGAGAACACAGGAUUGUGUUUAACUGACCUUGUGUAGUUAUACAUGUACAUGUAGAGAGAGCUGUGAGUGUAAUACUACAGGAGCUGUACCUUCACAAGUGUGCCAUGGCCUACAGACCAAGCACGCUACGCAGCGUUACACAAUGCUACAACCUUGCUCACCACACUACAUGUGGCUACAGACAAGCCCAGAUUUACAAUACUUUUGCCCCCAUUCCAUGAGCGGGUCAGGCAUAAUCAGAUAUUCUCUGUGAAUUUUAAGAAAAUAGUUUGUGUUUGAACUUCCAUAUUUUUUGUUCUCUGUGUACAUGCUUGUGUGUAUUGUUCAUACCGUGGUCCAGCUGCAUCUGUAUAGUUGAGCACUAUCACCUCUUGGAUUCUCACUUUCUCUAAUAGCACCACCAUCUUAACAGUGUCAGGAAUGUGUGUUUGUCCUAGCAAUAAUAUCAUUUAUUUUUUAUUUUGACACAACUGAUGAAGGUCCAGAGUGGUUGUUCAUUCUUACUUGACACCAUUAUGAGGGCUGCAUGUCCUUUGAAUGCUUUUAUUGAUGACUUGCAAAGUAAGGUUAGUCUUUGUAUCAAGCCCUUGGGCAAAUUGUAAUGGUUGUUAACAUAUAAACAGUGUAAAUUUAUUCAGAUAUACUUGCCUUUAUUU
This is a messenger RNA of Liolophura sinensis, 1742 nucleotides long. RefSeq names its product AN1-type zinc finger protein 3-like. Gene Ontology annotation, molecular function: zinc ion binding. Lineage: Eukaryota; Metazoa; Mollusca; Polyplacophora; Chitonida; Chitonidae. The record is from RefSeq and is a predicted model, not a curated record. The transcript is spliced from 7 exons. Bases 1 to 900 code for a protein of 299 amino acids.